CCUUCAAAGUUAGUAGCCUUCAGGAGUGUGUGAGAGAGAGAGAGAGAGAGGACGCUGGAAGGAGUGCGUUUCCCUGAGAUUACUCAUUGAGGUAAAGUAACGUCUGAAAAAAGCAGCUCAGCACCGAAGGCAGUCUGUUUAUCCCACAGUAAACAGACACUCGGAUAUAACCUGACAGUACAAUGACUGCGUUGUACUGGACCUUUCUGCUCUUUACAGUCAGCAUGGCUUCCCUGCAGCCACAGAGGUCUUCGCGGACCAAAAGGGGUCUCCUGGAACUGGCCGGGGUUAUCAGGUGCAGCACGGGAAGACCAGCGCUAGCUUAUACGAUGUAUGGAUGUUACUGUGGCCUUGGAGGUCAAGGGUGGCCCAGGGACAGUGCAGACUGGUGUUGUCACAAGCACGACUGCUGUUAUGCAGACGCAGAGUUUGCAGGCUGUCAAACUAAUACAGAAAUUUAUCAGUGGAAGUGUGACGAUGAGGAGGUUGACUGUGACUCGCUUAAUGACAGAUGUGCGACAAUCCUGUGCCGAUGUGACAGAGAGGCAGCCAGAUGUCUGAGAAAAGCACCAUUCAACAAAGAAUACAUUCUGUGGCCUGACUUCCUCUGUGGUUAUGAACAUCCUACCUGCAACAUUUACUAAUUUAAUUUAAUACAUUUAUUAAACAAAUCGUCGAGAACAUUGCAUAGAUUGUAUCUGAAAUAUGUGACCCUGCCAGGUUAAAGAGUUUGAGCAUCAAAGUAGUCAUGGCCAUAAUAAUGACUAAAUGUGUGUUCAUCACUGUAAAUGAAUAGAUUUUAAGAUACUGUCUCAGAAUUUCAUUUUUGAUUCUAAACCUAGUUAUUUUAAAUAGUGAAAUGAAUGGUUUUAUUGACACUUUGCCUUAUUAUUUUGGAAAAAUACCAGAGAAUGGCUUCCAAAAUUUUCAUCCUUGACAUGGUAUUAUUCAGUCACUAUUUCGAGGUUAUGUUUUAACAGAAUAUUAUAUAACAGUAGGAUGAUUUUAUGUUAAAAACAGUAAAUCACAAAAAAUGACUAGGUACACUGUAAAACUUUGCUGUAAUUUCACAGCAGGUUUGCCAGUAACUUACUGUAGAUUUAAUGUAAAAUCUUGUUUUAAGCAUAAACUUACCUAUAUAUUUUUCUUUCAUAAAACAAGACUAAAUAUAAGUUUUAUGUUAUAAAUAUGAAAUAUUUUUACAGAAAACAUGAGAAAAAUGCUUAGGAAGAGUGUAAUUUUUUAGUAGUGUUGCUGUGCUAAUGCCAGUCUCUUGCACAUUUUGAAUCUCAAAAGUCAAAGUGUUUUAAAGUAACUGAAAACAGUACUAAUUGGAAAGUAUAUUAAGUUGUCAUUAAAUCUACAGUAAGUUACUGGCAAACUGGCAAAGUUUUACAGGUUUUCACAGGCAGGGUUCUAUAUUUACUAGGAAAAUGCAUUAAAAUGAACAAAUUAAUUACAAUGUGCCUAUUGUCUUUUUAUUAUUAUUUUUAGAUUAUGAUGCCAUUAGUCAAACAUAAGCUCCCAAGUGUUUCUGUGGGAGAGACCUGAGCCAAAUUGUCACUACGUUAUGUUACGUUAGUGAAUAUUGUGUUUUUUUUCUGUAUUAGUACAACCUUGAAAAACUGAGUACAACAGAAGAUUUCCACCAUUAUAAAGAAACAAUUUAUUACAAACAAGUUACAGUUUUGAUCACUUGUAACUAAAUGGGCUAUGUUGUCACAACAGGAACUUUCCAUUUAAUGACAUGGAAAAAUAUUGAUAUAAAGUAAGAAAAAAGAAAAAGAAGCUCAAAGCAAAUAAAACAUGACACAUAAAAAACAGCAAUAAUGAAAAAUGAAAUGAAAAAUUGUCAAACCAUUGUUCUGGCCAACAGAAAUUGUAUUAAAAGUUUUAAAACAUAAAUCACACACACAAAGGACCUAUCCAGACAUGAUAUUUAUGAAAAACACACUCCUCCUAAAAUUGGAAUUGAAUCUGUUGCUCAUUAUUCUUCGUUAUAGAGUUGACACUUGUGUGUCAGUGUGGGUGCAUUGUUUUCAUUUUUUUACUGAAAGAAUUGUUUGACUUGUAUACUGUUACAAAAUAUGAUCCUCAAUGAUAGAAAUCUAAAUAAUGUAAUAAUGUUACAUCACUUAUAAAUAAAAAUAAAACAUGCAA
This is a messenger RNA of Triplophysa rosa, 2160 nucleotides long. RefSeq names its product phospholipase A2 group X (gene pla2g10). Lineage: Eukaryota; Metazoa; Chordata; Actinopteri; Cypriniformes; Nemacheilidae. Gene Ontology annotation, biological process: lipid catabolic process; arachidonate secretion; phospholipid metabolic process. The record is from RefSeq and is a predicted model, not a curated record. The transcript is spliced from 4 exons. Gene Ontology annotation, molecular function: phospholipid binding; calcium ion binding. Bases 183 to 644 code for a protein of 153 amino acids.